UAGCAAACAGUAUUUGUUUUUCUCUUUCUGACUUCACUCUGUAUGACAGACUCUAGGUCCAUCCACCUCACUACAAAUAACUCAAUUUCGUUUCUUUUUAUGGCUGAGUAAUAUUCCAUUGUAUAUAUGUGCCACACCUUCUUUAUCCAUUCAUCUGUUGAUGGACACUUAGGUUGCUUUUGACAAGUUUUUUUUUUUUUUUUUUUGCUGUAUGCUGGCCUCUCACUGUUGUGGCCUCUCCCAUUGCAGAGCACAGGCUCCGGACGCGCAGGCUCAGCGGCCAUGGCUCACGGGCCCAGCCGCUCCGCGGCAUGUGGCAUCUUCCCGGACCGGGGCACGAACCCGUGUCCCCUGCAUCGGCAGGCGGACUCUCAUCCACUGCACCACCAGGGAAGCCCUGACAACUUCUUGCAGGAGUGACCAGGAUAUCACCUUUCAGAAGUAAUGCCCACAGAAAGCGGGAGUUGUUCAACUGCUCGCCAAGCAAAACAGAAACGCAAAUCUCACAGCCUUUCCAUACGAAGAACUAACAGCUCAGAGCAGGAGAGGACUGGCCUGCCGAGAGACAUGUUAGAGGGACAAGAUUCUAAACUGCCUUCCUCGGUUCGCAGUACUCUUUUGGAACUGUUUGGUCAAAUAGAAAGAGAAUUUGAAAACCUUUAUAUUGAAAACUUAGAAUUGCGCAGAGAAAUCGAGACUCUUAAUGACCGUUUAGCUGCCGAAGGACAAGCAAUCGAUGGGGCAGAGCUGAGUAAGGGCCAGCUCAAAACCAAAGCCAGUCACAGUACCAGCCAGCUUUCUCAGAAACUGAAGACUACCUACAAGGCCUCCACCAGCAAGAUCGUCUCCAGCUUCAAGACCACCACGUCCAGGGCAGUGUGCCAGCUCGUGAAGGAGUAUAUCGGCCACAGGGAUGGCAUCUGGGACGUCAGUGUGGCGAGGACGCAGCCUGUGGUGCUGGGGACCGCGUCUGCCGAUCACACGGCUCUGCUCUGGAGCAUUGAGACGGGGCGGAGCCUCGCCAAGUACACGGGCCACGUGGGGUCAGUAAAUUCCAUUAAAUUUCAUCCAUCAGAACAGUUGGCUCUCACCGCUUCUGGAGAUCAGACCGCCCAUGUCUGGAGGUAUGCGGUUCAGCUGCCCACUCCUCAGCCUGCAGCCGACACUAGUCAGCAGCUCUGUGGCGAGGACGAGGUGGAGUGCUCCGACAAGGACGAGCCCGAUGCAGACGCGGACGCAUCCAGCGACUGUCCCACCAUCCGGGCGCCACUGACAUCACUUAAGAGCCACCAGGGAGUGGUCAUAGCCGCCGACUGGCUGGUCGGGGGCAAGCAGGCGGUGACGGCCUCGUGGGACAGAACGGCAAACCUGUAUGACGUGGAGACGUCGGAACUUGUUCACUCCCUGACAGGGCACGAUCAGGAGCUGACGCACUGCUGCACACACCCGACCCAGCGGCUGGUGGUGACCUCCUCCCGCGACACGACUUUCCGUCUGUGGGACUUCAGGGACCCUUCCAUCCACUCCGUGAAUGUUUUCCAGGGCCAUACGGACACCGUGACCUCUGCCGUGUUCACCGUAGGAGAUAACGUGGUCUCCGGCAGCGACGACCGCACCGUGAAGGUCUGGGACUUGAAGAACAUGAGGUCCCCCAUCGCGACCAUCCGCACGGACUCUGCCAUCAACAGGAUCAAUGUGUGCGUUGGCCAAAAAAUCAUUGCCCUCCCCCACGACAACCGCCAGGUGAGGCUGUUUGACAUGUCGGGCGUGCGGCUGGCGAGGCUCCCACGCAGCAGUCGGCAGCUCCUGUGCAGUUUGAGAGCUGCCGUCCUGGAGAACCUUUUGCACUUGUGCACCAGGGGACGUAUGCAAGGUCGUAGCAGCAAACACGGGACAACCCAACACACAUCAGCAGGGACUGGCAAGCAAAUCAUGGUACGUCUACACAGCAAAAUAUUAUGUAACAAGAUGAGUGACCCACAUGCAGCUACGUGCAACUGUUGAUAUGUAUGAAACCUUGUGAGGCACGAGUCAGCCCAGCCACACGCGUGUGAUCAUGGCUAAGUAUUUCAUGUGAUGAAAACCCAGUGUUCCAAAUGGUCGUCUCGGGGCCAGGAGAGGGGGUGGGGUAGGAGGAAAGGGUGGGAUCAGGAAGGGCCCAGAGUUGGCAAUGUCCAGUUCCUGAUUUGGACAGUGGACACACAAGUGUGUGUUCCAGUUUUCACACUUUAUAACUUAAGUAUCUCUACAAAUAUUCCUUUAGUGUAUCUAAUAUCAUAUAAUCAAAAGAGUAAUGUAAACAAUUCUAAAGAGAAAGUGUGUUAUUCCAGAGAUGGAUCAAGUGAAUGCUGGUAAAAUGGGGAAAUUUGGAGUAAUAUUUUUGACUAUGUCAGUCUCAAGCUUAUUGCAUAACCCUAUUUUCUUUUUUCGCUUACAGACAUGUAGUUUUAUUCUAAAAUGUCUGAUUUUCAGUCAGUGUGUACCUUCCAUGGGAGGAAACGCAAAGCCAAUUUUAUUCCGAGAUAAUGUUCUUGAAAAACAACCGUCACCAAGGAAAUUGUCAAAAGGCAGAGUGUUAUGCUGUCAAAAUUGGGUUGUUGUCAAAUACAUUUUGGAAAUCCUGGCUUUAAAGUGGGAAAUGUAAUAAGGAUUUCAUUUACCAGGUGUGAUCGUAAAACAAUAAAAGUUUUCUUAUGUUCUCAUAAAAUGGGGACUGAAGGUAAUUUCAAAUCUAGGAGACAGUCCAAAAAUUGUGUUGAGCAGGUGCCACGUGUCAGAAUAAGAAUUUUUAUUCUCACAGUCUGUGUUUUGGGGAAAGAAGCAUUUAUUUGGCUAGGUGGAUAAGUUCUGGUAUAUUUGCUGAAAUAUAAUCAGUUUAUAAAUAUAAUGUAUAUGCAUUACUAAUAUCUUCUAGCUCUGAAUUGAUUCUCAAUAAAUAAAAAUGUCCUACUGGUUAACUUUUUUUUUUUUUUUUUUUUUGCUGUACGCGGGCCCCUCACUGUUGCGGCCUCUCCCGCUGCGGAGCACAGGCUCUGGACGUGCAGGCUUAGCGGCCAUGGCUCACGGGCCCAGACGCUCCGCGGCAUGUGGGAUCCUCCCGGACCGGGGCACGAACCCGUGUCCCCUGCAUCGGCAGGCGGACUCUCAACCACUGCGCCACCAGGGAAGCCCCCUACUGGUGAACUUUUAAUUUUCUUUUUCAGUGAUAAAAUUAAUUGUAUAUAUUCUAUAACUAAUCCGUCUCUGGUAUUAUAUGAACCUGAUUUUCCUUUUUUUAGAAAAGAUUUUAUUGUGGUCUGUGUAAAAUACACUGAACAUAUUUUGACAUAUUCUCCCACGAAAUCACCACCACAAUCAACGUAGUGCAGUUAGAACCCAAAAAGGUGUAUUCAUACCUGUGCAUUCCCUGCGUCCUGUGCCUCCAUACCCCCAUCCCUGUAGCCACUGGUCUUCUUCCUGUCACUAAAGAUUGGUUUGCGGGACUUCCCUGGUGGCACAGUGGUUAGGAGUCCGCCUGCCAAUGCAGGGAACACUGGUUUGAGCCCUGGUCCAGGAAAAGAUCCCACAUGCCGCGGAGCAACUAAGCCCGUGCGCCACAACUACUGAGCCCACGUGCCACGACCACUGAAGCCUGCGCGCCUAGAGCCCCUGCUCUGCAGCAAAGAGAAGUCACCGCAAUGAGAAACCCGUGCACCGCAAAGAAGAGUAGACCCCGCUCGCCGCAGCUAGAGAGAAAGCCCGUGUGCAGCAAUGAAGGCCUAAUGCAGCCAUAAAUAAAUAGGAAGGGAGGAAAGGAAAGGAAAAAGAAAAGGAAAGGAAAGGAAAGGGAAGGGAAGGAAGAUUGGUUUGCAUUGCCCAGAAUUUUAUAUAAAUGCAGUUACAUGGUCUCUACUUAUUUACUUGUUUUUGCCUUCAUUCAGAAAAAUUGUUUUGAGAUUAUUUUGUGUUAUUGCCUGUAUCAAUAAUUUAUCCUUUUUAUUGCUGAGUAGUAUUUCACGUAUGAAUGUGUCACAUUGUUUAUUCAUCCAGUUCCUGGCUGUUACAAAUAAAGCUGGUAUGAACAUUUA
Molecule: messenger RNA, 4067 nt
Organism: Orcinus orca (killer whale)
Lineage: Eukaryota; Metazoa; Chordata; Mammalia; Artiodactyla; Delphinidae
Gene: WDR37
Product: WD repeat domain 37
Exons: 14
Coding region: 445-2004 (519 amino acids)
Cellular component (GO): preribosome, large subunit precursor
Molecular function (GO): protein binding
Source: RefSeq, a predicted model, not a curated record